GAUUUGAUGCGCAUGCGCGGCGUGACUGCCACGUACGGCUUGACAGCUGAGCACUUCCUGAUGCUGCAGGUGGUACCCGGCUCUUGCUAGCCUAGCAACCCGUUUUCAUUUUUUCACGCUUUGGAAGCAGCCAGCGAGAUACAUCGUGGUCACGUCGUCGGGAUCAGGUCAGAGCAGCAGCGUUAGGACGGCACCAUGAACGGCCAGCUCGACCUGAGCGGGAAGCUGAUCAUCAAAGCCCAGCUGGGCGACGACAUCAGACGCAUCCCCAUCCACAACGAGGACAUCACUUACGACGAGCUGGUGCUCAUGAUGCAGCGCGUCUUCAGGGGCAAACUGCAGAGCAGCGACGAGGUCACCAUCAAGUACAAGGACGAAGAUGAUGACCUCAUCACCAUCUUUGACAGCUCUGACCUCUCCUUCGCUAUCCAGUGCAGUAGAAUACUCAAGUUAACCUUGUUUGUGAACGGUCAGCCGAGGCCUUUGGAGUCCAGCCAGGUCAAGUACCUGCGCAGGGAGCUCAUCGAGUUGAGGAAUAAAGUCAACACCCUCCUGGAUACCUUCGAGCCCCCCACGGAGCCCGGCGUCGCCGCCACAGCGCCAGAAAGCGAAACUGUUGACAGACGUGAAGGCAAGGUGGCGACGACGGAUCCCGCCGCCAAGCACGUGACCCCAGUCAGUGCGGCCAGUAUGUCUGCCUUUGACCCCUUGAAGAACCAGGAUGAAGUCAACAAGAAUGUCAUCUCUGCUUUUGGUCUGAGCGAAGACCAGCCCCCAGCGCCGCCAGCAGCUGCCCCAGAGGAGCGCUCAGGGACCCCUGAUAGCAUCGCUUCCUCCACGUCUGCGGCCCCUCAGCCAGGAAUGCCUCCCCAGGCGCAGGCUCACUUUUCUGGAGUGCAACAGGCACCCCCAGCUGGCGUGGAUGGUCAGGUGUACCAGCAGUACCAGGCCCCAGGUGGAUACCCUCCGCAGCAGACGGGCGCCCCCCCUCAACAGUAUGGACUGCAGUAUCCCGCGGGGUACAGCCCCCAGCCGGGAGCCCCCCAACCCGGUCCGCCGCAACCGCAGCAGUUCCAGAACUACGCGGGCCCCUCCUCCCAAGCCACAGCCCCGGGUCCACAGGCCCCCAGUUUCCAGGGCGGCCAACAGCAGCAGCAGCAGCAGCAGCAGCAGCCUCAUCCUCCUCAGGGACCCCAGCAGUACCCCCCAGGAGCCUUCCCUCCCCAAAACUAUACGUCCCAGGCAUCGCAGCCGGCCAACUACAGCAUGCCGCCCAACUCCCAGGCUGCCGGGUACCAACCCCGCCCCGGCUACACACCGCCUCCGGGUAACACGGUCACCCCUCCCCCCGGGGCCGCCAACCCGUACGCCCGCAACCGGCCCCCUUACGGUCAGGGCUACGCUCAGCCGGGCCCCGGUUACCGGUAAAAAGGUGGGCGUGAGUGAUCCAGACACCAACCCUCGUGGCUCCAACUGUUUGGACUGGUUUAUUGCUCUGAAUUUUCCUCCCCUACCAUCAUAAGAUUAUCAAAUCCAAAUAUGAAACCGCGCCCCGCCACCACGGUUGAUGUUUGUAUGUGGUCUGACCGACACGUUGCUCGGCUUUUGUUGCUCCAAGUCUUGAUUUGUGUUUAUUUUUAUCCUCCCCCUUCUUGUUUUUGUCAUCGUUGCAUUCAUUUGGAAGACCAGAACGAGCCGCUUAUCCUUCCGUUGGGUUCAACGACAUCCGUGUCCUAAAAACUUCACGUGCCGGGCAUCUGACACCCGAACUGACUUUUGAUGUGGUUGUUUUUUUGUCUUCGUAUCGUUUGUCUGUAUUAAUAAUCACGACGAGGACACUCAGCUAAGUGAAGGCGCGCAGGCGGGGGCCGAUCCCAUUUGUAAGGUUUCCCUUUGUCACCACUCCAUCGCCCUUUAUCAAAUCACCAGUUUAUACUAAUAUACAAAAAUGAAAUCACACCUUAUCAGAUUUUUUUUUUUCCUUUAACAAUA
This is a messenger RNA of Syngnathoides biaculeatus (alligator pipefish), 1992 nucleotides long. It is a transcript of the gene tfg, whose product is annotated as trafficking from ER to golgi regulator. NCBI's taxonomy places the organism in Eukaryota, Metazoa, Chordata, Actinopteri, Syngnathiformes, Syngnathidae. The record is from RefSeq and is a predicted model, not a curated record. Gene Ontology annotation, cellular component: endoplasmic reticulum exit site. Bases 196 to 1428 code for a protein of 410 amino acids. Gene Ontology annotation, molecular function: identical protein binding. Gene Ontology annotation, biological process: COPII vesicle coat assembly; endoplasmic reticulum to Golgi vesicle-mediated transport. The transcript is spliced from 8 exons.